AUGAAGGCAUUUGUUACUGUCGGCUCUACGAGAUUUGAUGAACUUGUUUCUAGCGUUCUGAAUGCUGAUACACAGUACCAACUAGUUCAGCACGGAAUCACUCAACUAAUUGUUCAAUAUGGAAAUGGCAGAGAGGCUUUUGGAACACCAGAGCCUGUUAACGGAAUAUCCAUUUCUGGAUUCGACUAUGCACCAGAAAUUGGAUCAUACAUAGAUUCGUCUUCGGUUGUUAUCUCCCAUGCUGGUGCAGGUAGUAUCCUUCAAUGUCUACGAGCAAAGAAGCCUCUCAUCGUAGUACCGAAUGAAUCUUUGAUGGACAAUCAUCAACUAGAGCUUGGGAAUAAAUUGGCUUCUUUGAAUUACCUGGUAACGUGUUCCUAUAGAAAUCUUCCUCAAGGACUUGAGGCCUUAUUCCGUACUCAGCUAGAACCAUUUCCUGAGCCUGAAUAUUCUGCUUUUCGGAAUGUUCUUAACGAUGUUUUAAUCAAAUAA
Molecule: messenger RNA, 492 nt
Organism: Schizosaccharomyces octosporus yFS286
Lineage: Eukaryota; Fungi; Ascomycota; Schizosaccharomycetes; Schizosaccharomycetales; Schizosaccharomycetaceae
Product: N-acetylglucosaminyldiphosphodolichol N- acetylglucosaminyltransferase Alg13
Exons: 1
Coding region: 1-492 (163 amino acids)
Biological process (GO): dolichol-linked oligosaccharide biosynthetic process
Molecular function (GO): hexosyltransferase activity
Source: RefSeq, a predicted model, not a curated record